AUGUGCAAAAUGUUUCUGUCAAGUCUUGGGACAACAGCCAUGAAAUGGUUUCACCAACUUCCAGAGAAUUCAGUUUCAUCUUGGAGGGAAUUGACUCGGAUCUUCGUAGCAAGAUUCAUAGCAAAUAGUCGAGAUCCAGCAACAUUGGAUACACUAUUUGCUUUACAUAUGAGGAGAGGAGAAUCACUCCGGACUUACGCUGUCAAGUAUUCAGAUACCUAUGCGGAUAUAGAAGAUUGUGAUGAAAGAAUCGCAGUGGCUACUUUUCGCCUCGGGCUCCCUCGUGAUUAUAAAUUGCGAGAAAGUUUGACGAUGGCUCCACCCAAGAAUAUGGCCGCACUUCAAGACAGGAUUAAGCAAUACGUCAAACUGGAAGAAGACAAACAGGGGGAUCGACAGUUUGCUUCUCAAGAAGGAACAAAAAAGGAAAAUAAGAAGUUUGAAAAGAAGAACGGGAAAGAAAAAGACUCGAAGAAUGACCCAAAGCCCACUUCUUACGAGGCGGUAAAAACAAUAUUUAAGGACCCAAUUUUUCGAAUUCUGCCUCUGAUCGCAGACACACCGUAUUUUCGGCGGCCAAAUAAGAUGUCAGGAGAUCCGUCCACUCGAAACCAGUCCAAAUGGUGUUCUUAUCAUAGAGACAAAGAAAAAGCUGCUGCCGAAAAGAAGGCAAAACCUCAGUCAAAGGAGCGGGGAGAACCUUCACACUACGUGGUAAAUUUUAUUGAUGCAAUGAUACCGGAUGCACAACUUGGUGAUGCGACAAGGCGAACGGAGUAUAGGAGGGUCCGACACCCACAAGAGGUAAUGCGAAUGGAUCUUAAUCCCCGUUUGGGAACUAAGAGACCAAGGGAGGCAACUGCAAUCACUUGUACCAAGGAAGAUGCAACAGGAGUCAUCUUUCUGCAUAAUGAUGCUCUCGUGAUCUCCCUGUAA
Molecule: messenger RNA, 936 nt
Organism: Tripterygium wilfordii
Lineage: Eukaryota; Viridiplantae; Streptophyta; Magnoliopsida; Celastrales; Celastraceae
Exons: 2
Coding region: 1-936 (311 amino acids)
Source: RefSeq, a predicted model, not a curated record